Messenger RNA from Malania oleifera, 2089 nucleotides. Its product is annotated as serine/threonine protein phosphatase 2A 57 kDa regulatory subunit B' beta isoform-like. Gene Ontology annotation, molecular function: protein phosphatase regulator activity. Gene Ontology annotation, biological process: signal transduction. The record is from RefSeq and is a predicted model, not a curated record. Bases 282 to 1772 code for a protein of 496 amino acids. The transcript has 3 exons. Gene Ontology annotation, cellular component: protein phosphatase type 2A complex. Lineage: Eukaryota; Viridiplantae; Streptophyta; Magnoliopsida; Santalales; Ximeniaceae.
UUUUAAAUUGUCGCUGGUUACUAUUUUUGUUCUUAAACUUAGCCCGCUUUUCCGUUGUUCCUCACUGAGAAGACCAGAGCCCUCCUGUUCAAAUGGAGUUCCGAAACUCAUCUGCUUUUGGUAACCUUUCCGCCAUUUUUAUAUGCAUUUUGCAUUGUUGAUGUUUUUUAUUCUUCCCUCUCUCGCCCUUCCAUGUUCCCCAUCUAUAUUUGAUCCCGGAGAGGUGACGGUGCUGUGUAACACCAAAUCUGCCUUUAGGGUUAGGGUUUGAAUGCGGUGAAAUGUUGAACAAGAUCAUUAAGCGCGGUCAUCGAAAAAUAACUCAAUUGGAGGGAAGUGAAGCUGCCGUGUAUGGGCAUGAAGCGUCUGCUGUGGCGAAUGUAACUGUUAACCAUGCAUCUCGAACCACUGUUGUCGCCUCUGCUGGUGCUGGCGUGAACGCGCAGCAACAAGCUGUGUCUUUGGCUGCCUUCCUCACCUCAGGACCCAUCGAAGUCCUUCCCUUGUUAAGGGAUGUGCCCCUUCUCGACCGUUCCAAUCUGUUUCUCCGCAAGAUUCAGAUUUGUUGUUUGCUCUUUGAUUUUUCUGAUACUUUGAAAUUGGUUCGUGAAAAGGAAAUUAAGCGGCAAACCCUUUUGGAGCUUGUUGAUUUUGUGCAAUCGGGGUCAUGCACAAUCAGUGAGCCUAUGCAACAAGAAUUAAUUUGGAUGGUAUCCAUAAAUAUUUUCCGGGGCUUGCCUCCAGCUUCCCAUGAAAAUACUGGCGCUGAGGCUGUGGACCUGGAAGAGGAUGACUCAUACAUGGAGCCAUCGUGGCCCCAUUUGCAAAUUGUGUACGAACUUCUCCUGAGAUAUGUUGUGUCAUCCCAUACAGACACCAAGGUUGCAAAGCGGUAUGUUGAUCAUUCAUUUGUGUUGAAAUUGCUUGAUUUGUUUGAUUCAGAGGACCCCCGUGAGCGCGAUUAUUUGAAAAAUAUACUUCACCGUAUAUAUGGGAAGUUUAUGGUCCAUCGCCCUUUUGUAAGGAAGGCUAUUAGUAACAUUUUCUAUCGGUUUAUAUUUGAAACGGAGAGGCAUAGUGGGAUUGGUGAAUUGUUGGAGAUUCUAGCGAGUAUAAUAAAUGGUUUUGCUCUGCCAAUGAAAGAAGAACAUAAGUUAUUCCUUGUUCGUGCACUUAUUCCACUUCAUAAGCCUAAGACGAUCUCCCCAUACCAUCAGCAGCUCUCGUACUGCAUUAUUCAGUUUGUUGAAAAAGAUUACAAGUUGGCUGAUACUGUCAUCAGGGGUUUAUUGAAGUACUGGCCAGUCACAAAUUGCCAGAAAGAGCUUCUUUUUCUUGGAGAAUUAGAAGAAGUUCUGGAGGGAACUCAGUCUGCAGAAUUUCAGCACUGCAUGGUCCCUCUUUUCAGACAGAUUGGACGUUGCCUCAAUAGCUCACAUUUCCAGGUUGCAGAAAGAGCCCUUUUCCUCUGGAACAACGAGCACAUAUUGAGCUUGAUUGCGCAGAACCGGAAUGUGAUUUUCCCCAUCAUUUUUGAAGCAUUGGAGAGGAACAUAAAGGGUCACUGGAGCCAGGCAGUCCAUGGACUGACUGUGGAAGUCCAAAAGAUGUUCCUGGAGAUGGAUGCUGAACUGUUUGAAGCAUGCCAGAGGCAACAUUCCGAGAAAGAAGCAAGGGCCAAAGAGUUGGAAGAGCGGCGGGAGUUGGCCUGGAAGAGAUUGGAAGCAGUUGCUGCUCAGGCUGGAGGAGGGGAUAUGGUGAUGGCUAACUAAUUUAGAGAGAGAGAGAGAGAGAGAGAGAGAGAGAGAGAGAGAGAUUUCUUUUUUCUUUGUUUUUGUUUUUGUUUUUUGAUAGCUAUUUUUUUUUUUUUUCUUGUCUUUCUAGAAAGUGAUGUUCAUGUGAAGAGAGGCAGUGAGUGAUGUAAGUUUCAAAUUUUGGUUUAAAAAAAUAAUAAUGCUGUUUACUUUGGCAGUGAAAAAGUAGGCAGCAAGUGUGAUCCAAAAGCAAAGGUUGAUGUUGGUGCACUCAAUAUAUAGAUGUCUUGUAGCUGUUGGAACUAUUAUUAAUGCAGGUUUUGAAGGAUUUCUUA